AUGGAUCCGCCGGAUAUGCAAAAGUUUUUGUCGAAGCGAGAGGUUAUGUUCGCGAAAAUAAAGUGGGAGCUAUCCGUCGCGCAAUCGCUUCACACCCGGAACCCAUCGUACGGGGAAGUGCAUGAACGUCGGGAGAAGCUCACCGAACUUGCAGCAAAUUUCGAAGCCGUUCAAACGACGAUUGAGGAGAACAUUGCGAAUCUGGAGGAUGUGGCAUCGGUGUUCAACCACCGGCUCCGAUUUGAUGAGGUCUAUUUUCAAGUAAAAGACCUGUACACGGGUUACCUGGGAGAAAAUGAAGACCAGAUGUCCCAGCAAAGUGAAAGGAAUGAGUCGUUUAGUGAUCUGCGGGAUGCAAUCAAGGCACUUUUGGAAACGCAGCAGGCAAUGCUGGAUCGACAAAACCAGCCACCGCAGCAGCUGGCAGCGGGUGGUCAGGUGUGGAAUCAGGAACCCCAAGUGAAUGUGAAGCUACCGCAACUAAACAUUCCCAUUUUCCGAGGAGAGCGAACGGCGUGGAAUUCGUUUAAGGAUUUGUUUGUCAGCACGAUCCACAACAGGCAGGAUCUGAAAGCUUCCGUCAAGAUGCAGUAUUUGUUUUCCUAUUUGGACGGUGAAGCAAAGCGGAUGGUGAAUUCCUUCCCAAUCAGCGACACAACACUCGUGACGCACUACGAUAAGAAAAAAUACACGGUGUUUGCCCUCGUUCGUGAGUUCGUUGAUCAGCCAUCAGCUACCAACGCAAGCGGAUUGAAGAAACUGGUGGCUACUUCUGAUGAUACCAUCCGACAGUUAAAAGCUCUUGGCAACGAGUACGAAACACGGGAUCCUUGGCUCAUCCAUCUGCUGCUUGAGAAGGUGGACCGAGAGACGCGCUCACUGUGGGCGCAGAAAAUCAUUGACGAAGAAAAUCCGAAGUUCGCAGAUUUCAUCGAGUUCCUACAAAAACGCUGCGAUGCUCUGGAAACUUGUUCGGCGUUUUAUAGGAAGCUGGGAGAACCUGCGAAGAAGGAGAUUUCGAAGGCAACUGGAGCCGAGAAGAAGUUUCAAGCCUUUCAUGCUGGUGCUGCACAUGUGUCGUGUGCGAAGUGCAGCAUGGAUCACCCAACUUACCACUGCGAACAAUUCAGGGCCAUGGAUGUGGCGGCGCGUAGGGAAUUGGCACUUAAGUCGAAACUGUGCUUCAAUUGCUUGCGUCCAUCCCACACAGCGAAGCGGUGUCAGUCGAAGUCGGUAUGUCGCACUUCACAAUGCAACCAACGGCACCAUACAAUGCUAUGCCAGCGGGAAGUCAAGAAACCGGAUGAAAAGCAGGAAGAUGGUCAAGGAAGUUCGCAACCGGAACCGGAAUCGGAGGUCGCAUCGAUCUCUACCAACGUAGCGCAGACGGUGGCUGAAAACCACGGACCGUUUGCAUUCGCACUGCUACCAACGGUGGUGGCAAAACUUCGAGGAGGUGAUGGGAAGCUACACGACGUAAGAAUGCUAAUUGAUUGUGGUUCCCAGGCAUCUCUCAUCACGACAGCGUGUGCCAACCGCCUUGGGUUGAGGCGUAGCAACGCUUCUUUGGAGAUCACUGGUGUCAGCGGUGAAGUCGUCGGUACCACUGCCGGCAUUGUCACGCUGGUGAUUUCAUCGCGUUUCAACGAGGAAACUAAACUCACCACUCAAGCUUUUGUUCUUGGAAGGCUCACGGCAACCCUGCCGUGCCAGCGUUUCGACGUGGCAAGCAUGCCAUACUUGAAGGGUCUGCAACUAGCGGACCCCCACUUCAAUCAACCAAGCUCGGUUGAGGUCAUACUGGGAUCGGAUGUCUUCCUGUCCGUACUGCAAGCCGGCCAGGUCAAAGAUCCAAACGGUAUUCCUGUAGCACAACGUUCUAUCUUCGGGUGGAUGGUUGCAGGAAGAAUCUCGAAGCAAUGGUGUAUGCACACACAUCACUCGGCAAUCAAUCUUCACCAAGAUUUCGACAUCGAUCGCACCCUGCGAUUGUUCUGGGAAGAUCAGGAGCUUCGUCAAGUUAAGCAAUGGACAGAAGAGGAGCAAAGGGUCGUUGAUCAUUUUAACUCGACGCACACUCGCUCGAAAGAUGGACGCUUUAUCGUUCGAUUGCCAAUGAACGAUUCAAAGCAGCAACUUGGAGAUUCGCUGACCGCAGCAGUCCGUAGGCUACGCGCAAUGGAACGGAAGUUCGAGACCGACAGCAGCUUCAAGGAGAGAUACGUUGGAUUCAUGCAAGAGUAUCAGGAUUUGGGCCAUAUGGAGCUGAUUCCGGAAACGGAGAUUCUGGUUAAUUGCACGAAGUCAUAUUAUUUGCCGCAUCAUGGGGUCGUAAAGGAAGAUAGCACCACGACCAAACUCCGAGUUGUGUUCGAUGCAUCAUGUGCCACGACUUCUGGAGUCUCACUGAAUGAUUUGUUACUGGACGCCCCGAACAUUAACACUGAGAUAUUCGAUAUCAUGAUGGAGUUCAGGUUCUUCGAGGUGGUAUUUACGGCAGACGCAGUAAAAAUGUACCGUCAAGUACUUACGCACCCUGACAAUCGAGACUACCUACGUGUGGUAUGGAGAAGUUCGCCGGACAAGCCGAUACAACACUUCCGGCUUCGCACGGUGACAUAUGGACUCAAGAACUCUGGAUUUCUGGCCAUGGCGGCGCUCAAGACGGCAGCGGAAGAAUACAAAGGGAAGUAUCCUGAAGCAGCUGAACGGAUCAUGAAGAAUACAUACGUCGACGAUCUUACAUCGGGAGCAAAAUCGGAAGAAGAAGCCAUUCGUUUGAUCAAGGCGAUCAACGAGAUCAUAGAGAGUGCUGGAUUUACAUUACGGAAAUGGAGUUCCAAUUCGGCGGCGGUUCUGAAGUCGCUACCUGAAGUCAGCAUUACCGCAGUACAGAUACAGUUUCCGGAUGAACGCAAUUCGGUGAAAGCCCUGGGAAUUCAUUGGAUUCCGGACAUAGACGUCUUCACACUCAAGGUAAAUCUGCAGAUUGAUGGUCCCAAUACGAAGCACCAGCUAUUGUCGGAUUCCGCCAGGCUGUUCGAUCCAUUCGGGUGGUUUGCGCCGGUCAUCGUUCGAGCUAAAAUUCUAUUUCAACAUUGCUGGUUGUACGACCUAAACUGGCACGAUCCAUUACCUCCUGUCGUUGAAGAAAUGUGGGUCGAUUUGAAGGCAAACCUGCACCACCUGGAGAAGAUCAGGAUUCCAAGAUGCGCAGCGAAUUACGACAACCACAUCGAAUUACAUGGCUUUUCUGACGCUUCUGAGGAGGCGUACUCAGCGGUCGUGUAUCUCAGGUCCGUUGAUCGCAACGGUGAGGUUCACGUUAGUCUACUUGCAGCGAAAACCAAGGUCGCUCCUGUACGUCAGGUGUCUCUACCACGUCUCGAGCUCAACGCAGCUGAAUUACUUGCAAAGCUGCUGAAACAAGUUGCUGAACCUCUCAAACGCUUCCAGGUAGACCGGUUUGCCUGGACGGAUUUGACCAUAGUCCUGCAAUGGCUGUCAGGACAUCCGCGUAAAUGGAACACUUACGUGGCUAAUAGAACAUCUUCGAUACUUGAGAUUCUUCCACGUAAGCAUUGGGAUCAUGUUGCAUCGACUGAAAAUCCGGCGGAUUGUGCUUCCCGUGGGAUAUCUCCUACAGACCUAGUCGAUCAUCCUCUGUGGUGGACAGGACCGAAGUGGCUAGCGGAGGAUUCCGCAACCUGGAAACGAAGUGUCUUGUCCGAAGAACACGAUGAAGCUACACUGGAGGUACGUAAGCGAUUCCAAUUCCUAAACAUUUCUGUUAGCGUUCCAGUAACGACGUACGAAAUCGAGAAGCAAAUCCUCAAUAGUCGAUCGAGCUUCGGCGCAGCCUGCCGACAGUUGGCAUGCGUGAAGCGGUUUAUCUACAACCUGGGAUCGAAGGCAUUAACACGCUACGAGAAACGUUCUGGUCCUAUUCUGCCAUCCGAGUUGCAGGAGGCCAGGUUGCAGCUCGUCAGGCUGGCCCAGCACGAACACUACGAAGAAGAAGUCAAAUCGUUGGCAAAGGGGAGCGAAGUCCAUCCAAAAUCCAAGGUCUGCGACUUGUACCCAUUCCUUGAUGGUACCGGCACGAUCAGAGUCGGUGGACGCCUGCAGCAAUCAUCGUUUCCUUUCGAAGUCAAGCACCCAGUUAUUCUCCCGAAGAACCAUCGUCUUACGAGAUUGCUGGUGGAAGAGAUGCAUCUACGGAACUGUCACGCGGGCUCGACACUCUUGACAGCAACAAUCAACCAGACCUACUGGAUCCAAGGCUGCCAACAUGUCAUCAAGCAAGUGAUCCGGAAUUGCGUCAAGUGCUGCCGACAGAAAGCGAAGAUGUCGCAGCAAUUGAUGGGAAAUCUACCAGCGGCGCGCGUAACAGCAUGUCGACCGUUUAACCAUGUUGGAGUUGAUUAUGCCGGCCCGAUACUGGUACGAUGUAGCAAAACUCGCGGUGAACGUUGCUCGCAGGAAUAUAUCGUCGUUUUUGUGUGCCUCUCGAGCAAGGCAGUUCACUUGGAAGUCGCAGGUGACCUGUCUACGGAUACUUUCUUGGCAUCAUUCAAGCGGAUGAUUGCUCGCCGAGGAUACUGCAAUGAAAUCUGGUCGGACAACGGAACAAACCUGGUUGGUGCCGACCGAUACUUGAAGGAAAUCUAUGAAGUAACUGAAGCUCACAGCAAGAACACCGAACCGUUCUUCAGUAAUCUUGGCAUUCGUUGGAGGUUCAUCCCACCAUCCAGUCCACAUCAAGGUGGCAUUUGGGAAGCGGCCGUCAAAAGCGCGAAAAAGUUGCUGCGACCGGUCGUUGGAAACGAGAAGCUGACAUUUGAGGAACUAUCAACUGUACUCUGCCAAAUAGAAGCAUGUCUCAACUCGAGACCUCUCUGUCCGAUCUCCAGUUCGCCGGACAGUCUCGAAGCCCUCACUCCGGGGCACUUCUUGGUUGGGCAACCGCUAAAUUUACUGCCCGAACCUGAUGACACGCACCUCAAGGUGAACCAGUUGGACCAUUGGCAGAAAGUUCAAAGAUAUACCGUCGAGUUUUGGAACCGUUGGCGUGAUGAGUACAUCGCAACUCUGCAGCCACGAGGAAAGUGGAAAAACACUCGAGACAACAUCAAGCUGGACCAGCUCGUCUUGGUCAAAAACGACAACACUCCGCCGUCCGCUUGGGAAUUGACCCGGGUAUCCGCAGUUCAUCCCGACAAGCAUGGCUUAGUUCGCACUGUCACGUUGCGUCGAGGCAAAUCGCAAUAUCAGCGCCCAGUGCAGAAACUGUGUCCACUUCCGGAUUGA
Messenger RNA from Ochlerotatus camptorhynchus, 5310 nucleotides. RefSeq lists its product as uncharacterized. NCBI's taxonomy places the organism in Eukaryota, Metazoa, Arthropoda, Insecta, Diptera, Culicidae. Gene Ontology annotation, biological process: DNA integration. The transcript has a single exon. Gene Ontology annotation, molecular function: nucleic acid binding. Bases 1 to 5310 code for a protein of 1769 amino acids. The record is from RefSeq and is a predicted model, not a curated record.